This is a messenger RNA of Phytophthora infestans T30-4, 465 nucleotides long. RefSeq lists its product as uncharacterized. The transcript has a single exon. Bases 1 to 465 code for a protein of 154 amino acids. The record is from RefSeq and is a predicted model, not a curated record. Lineage: Eukaryota; Oomycota; Peronosporomycetes; Peronosporales; Peronosporaceae.
AUGGUGCUGAAAUUCUGCAGCCCACCCUGGAGUGAUGAACUUACUACCGCUCCUUCAGGCAACCACGAUUCGGACGAGGGCCAGGCUACUGCUACUGCUACUGACGGCCGGCGGUCUGGAGUGGAACGAGCGUGGAAUGAUCUGCUGGUUGCUGCUUUUCGAGCAAAACAAAGUGAAGUCGUUUGUCGGUGGGAGAAGGAAUUCAACGUUUUCUUUGACGACAGUAAACCAGUAGGUCUUGGAUUCCAGCCCGCAUCAAAGAGCAACAAGUGUAGCCUCGUUCCUGCCGAAAGCUACGCUUGCGUCAUUCGGGACGUUGCGCCCGUGGGUCUUGCAGCAGACUACAAUGCGCGCUGCAGAUCAGCGGGGGAUUAUUCUCACAUCAUUGUCGACAAGCUGCGGGUGCGUAUGGUAAAUGGGGUUGAUGUUGCAAACAUACCGUAUGCCGAUGUUCUUCAAAUGUAA